AUGCCUAGCAUUAGCGAUUGCAAAUGUGUCCUUGUCAUUGGAUCCACUUCAGGGAUAGGUCGUUCCCUUGCCCUUGCAAUCUUGGAUCUCCCUUCUAAGCCAACUGUCAUUGUUUGCGGGCGCCGCAAGGAAAGACUCGAAGAACUUGUUGCCGCUCAUCAUGCCACAGGACGACUCAAGAGUGUUACUCUUGACGUUCUGUCAGAGCGCGACGCUCUCAAAUCUUCUAUCGAGGAGAUCGUCAACACUUACCCAGACCUUGACGCUGUCUUGUUCUCGAGCGGCAUACAACGUGCCUUCGACUUUACAAAGCCAGAUACCAUUGAUCUCGACUCUCUCGAGUGUGAACUCGCCACCAAUUACACUUCAAUUGUGAGGAUGAUCACCUUCUUCCUUCCUCAUCUUAUCAAGCUUGGGCAAGGCCGUCCGACAUUCCUGUACCCAGUUUCCUCAGGAUUGUCCAUCUUCCCCGCUGCUGGAGUACCUGACUACUGCGCCACGAAAGCUGCCCUCCACAGCUUGAGUAUCUCACUUGCUGUUCAGCUCAAGAGAAAGAAUGUUCACGUGGUCGAGAUUAUUCCUCCAUUCGUCGAAUCGGAGUUGCACGGCUUCCAGGGCACAACGCAAGGACUACCUCGCUUCUGGCUUGCGCUUGAAGAAUACACGAAAGAGACGAUGGAGGGCCUUGUUCGAGGCGACCCGUAUGUUCCAGCGGGGACUGCUGUCGAGCGGUACAAAAAGUUCGAGGGUGGGAAGCUGGAGGCUGCAACAAAGUUAUAUGGGCAAUUCUGAUUCAGACAGAGAGAAAACGUUGUUAUUGUAACAGGGUCUCUAGAUUUUUUCGUUGCCAAGAGUAAGGUUGCAUCGUGCGUAGUCUAUAUUUAAGUAGCAGACCGAGUUAAUACUAUAAGCUUUGCCAAUAUGCCUUAUAGCUAUAACUGAAUUGGCAGGUACUGCCAUUACCAUUCUCGA
This is a messenger RNA of Suillus bovinus, 972 nucleotides long. RefSeq lists its product as uncharacterized. The transcript is spliced from 6 exons. The record is from RefSeq and is a predicted model, not a curated record. Lineage: Eukaryota; Fungi; Basidiomycota; Agaricomycetes; Boletales; Suillaceae. The coding region runs from base 1 to 792 and encodes 263 amino acids. Gene Ontology annotation, molecular function: oxidoreductase activity.